Molecule: messenger RNA, 834 nt
Organism: Penicillium longicatenatum
Lineage: Eukaryota; Fungi; Ascomycota; Eurotiomycetes; Eurotiales; Aspergillaceae
Product: J-type chaperone JAC1
Exons: 1
Coding region: 1-834 (277 amino acids)
Biological process (GO): [2Fe-2S] cluster assembly; protein complex oligomerization
Cellular component (GO): mitochondrion
Molecular function (GO): protein-folding chaperone binding; ATPase activator activity
Source: RefSeq, a predicted model, not a curated record
AUGGCGAUGCGGUCGACAAGUCUGGCCAGGCAUAUAUGCCGUCCAGCAACAGCUCAGUCUAUCACAAACUCGACACGGACGGGCUUGAACAGCAGGAGCCUCCGCGACACCUGCACAGUUCGCCAGCCCGCUCAAACUCGCGCAUCUAUUCAAACACAGUCCGCGUUGACCGGAUCACUUGUAUUGACCCGCCGCUAUGCAUCCACCAAGUCUUCUACACAACAAUACGGGACCGGUGAAACAGGCGUCACGGGCGCACCCGAUAUCACCAAUUACUACACCAUCUUCCCUCGCACACUUUCCGCUGGCCCACCACCGGCCUCAUCCUUCGAUAUUCCCGUAGGCGAUCUUCGCCGUGAGUUCCUUCAAUUACAGAACGCAGUCCACCCCGACAAAUACCCAUCCGGCGAAGUCAAGCAACACGCCGAAGCGAUAUCGGCCCGCAUCAACGAAGCCUACCGCACUCUUGUAGACCCACUUCAACGGGCACAAUAUCUUCUACGCGAGUGGCAUGGUAUCGACGUUCUGGCCGAGGACGGAGCGUCGAAGCACGCACUCGAUCCCGAGACAUUGAUGGAGGUUAUGGAGGUGCAAGAGACGAUUGAAGAAGUGGGCGCGUCACCGGAGGCUGAGGCGGAGAUUGAUGCGUUGAAGAAGGAGAAUGAUCAGCGUAUUGAGGCCUGCGUCAAGUCGCUGGGUGAUGCCAUUGACCGGAACGAGAUUGAAACUGCGAGAAAGGAGUGCGUUCGGUUGCGAUUCUGGUACAGCGUGGGUGAGGGACUGCGGGAGUGGGAGCCUGGCACGACAGAGAUUCGGCUUGUGCAUGGCAACUGA